Molecule: messenger RNA, 2163 nt
Organism: Xylona heveae TC161
Lineage: Eukaryota; Fungi; Ascomycota; Xylonomycetes; Xylonales; Xylonaceae
Exons: 6
Coding region: 1-2163 (720 amino acids)
Biological process (GO): regulation of DNA-templated transcription; DNA-templated transcription
Cellular component (GO): nucleus
Molecular function (GO): DNA-binding transcription factor activity, RNA polymerase II-specific; transcription cis-regulatory region binding; zinc ion binding
Source: RefSeq, a predicted model, not a curated record
AUGGAAGCCUCUCCCCAGCUGGGGGCAUUGCCGGGCAGUGGCCCGAUUGGCAGUGGAAGCGGUCUCAGUAGUCCUGCAAGCCUACAGCCCGGAAGCUUGAAGAGGAACAGAUCUCUCUCUGCUUCCCAAGGAAGUGCUGAUGAAGGAGACCCAAAUCUAUCUCAGGCGGAUCGAAGACGUCUACCCGGUGUAAAACGAGCAUGUAAUGAGUGUCGACAGCAAAAGCUGCGCUGUGAUGUUGUUCAAGAUCCGUUUGCAGCCUGUUCACGAUGCCGUCGACUGAACCUCGAAUGCAAGAUCCAGUCGAACUUCAAGCGAAUAGGGAAACGCAGUAAAAAUGCGGAGAUGGAACGAGAAAUCAUUGAGCUGAAACGGCAGCUUGCAGUCCAAGGGCAAUCGCCGAGCAUGGCGACGCCGCCGUUGAACAUUGCGUUGGGCGGCGCAGCUGCUAGCCCUGGGGUAUAUCAGAUACCGCCUAGAGACGAACAGUAUAUGGGUUCUCACGAGGCUGUUGCAUCGUUGCUUGAUCUAAGGCAAGGCUUGGAUGGCUCCGGGUCAUACAUAUCAACAUCCGAUGCUCAGGCCGGGGUUAAAAGACUGGAGACCGUUGCUUUGACUCCAGAGCGGGUCGCAGAUCUCUUCAGCCACUACUUCACCUUUUACCAUCCUUUUCUUCCGGUGCUUGAUCCCCAGAAGCCGCCAGAUCAUUAUUUCGAAGUAUGCCCCUUGUUAUUCUGGGUUGUUAUCGCAACUGCCUCCAGGCGGUACACCCUCGACGGGAACCUUUUGGAUACCAUUUCCGGUCCUGUAUCUCGUCUAAUGUGGUCAACGCUGGCCAGUGUGCCUCAAAACUACCACAUUGUAAAGGCGUUGUGUUUGUUAUGCAUGUGGCCUUCCCCCAUGAGCAGUACGUCCUUGGAUCCCACUUUCAUGCUCUGCGGGACGAUGAUGCAGAUUGCUCUGCAGAUUGGACUUCAUCGUCCCUCUCACGCUCAAGACUUCACUAAAUUCCGGGUUGAGGUCCGAGAUGAGGAGCUGAAGGACAGAGUCAAAACAUGGGCUGCCUGCAAUAUUGUGGCGCAAAGUGUGGCAACGGGUUAUGGACAGCCUCCAGCGACGCUGUACGACUGGACCCUCGCUCCAGCCGCGAGCGAUUCCAGUUAUAAAUUACCGGACGAACUUGACCAUCGGUUACAGAUUGAGCGAUUCUGUGACAAAGUCACCAAGGCCCUUUAUAACAACCCCCGAGACCCAGUUGGCUUAUCUGCAGAUGAUGAGCGCUCGGUCUUGACAACAUUACUAUCGAAGGAUUUCCUGGAGCUGGAGGAACGAGUAGGCGAAACUGGUUCUCCUAUCACACAGCUCCACUUGAGGGCGGCUGGAUUACAUCUCCGGCUGGCAGCUUUUUUCGAUGCGAGUACCAACAAGGACUACCUUCAAGACUUAGUUCGUUUAUACUUCGCGACAACCUCUUUUCUCGAUAGUGCCUUUAGCUUCGAGGUGUCAGGCAGCAAUGCGCUUCCAUUUUCGAGCAAUUACAUUAUGCAAAUGAUGGUCGCAGCUGGAUUCACCUUGCUGAAGCUACUCAACAGUUUCUUUGCCCGCAGCAUUGAUCUCGAUGCAGGAAAAACAUACUUCAAUCGUACCAUCUGGUCCAUUCGAGCCAUCAGCGUCAAUCCCAACGAUCUUCCGAGCCGACUUGCCGAGGUGCUCGCCCAGCUCUGGCGCGCAGGUGAGGCGGUGGCAGCCUCACGUCCUACGCAAGCCGCUGUGGCUCCUGACUCAUCAUUGCAGCUCAAAGUCCGAUGCCGCAUGAGCAUGAGCCUCGUCUUCGACAGUGUUUGGCGAUGGCGCGAAGAAUUUCAAGCCAAAGGCCGCGGAAAUCUCGACUCUGCUGUUAGCAACCCUACAAACCCGGACGCUAGUGCUGAUGGCAGUAGCAAUUCUGCAGCACUGGACUCCAUGGGCCCUAAUGCAGGUGCGGGGCUUGCUGGAGCUGGACCAUUACUUGGUGCUAAUUCAGUCAACCCCGUCACUGGCUCAUUCUCGGAACCCAAUUAUGAAGUCUUCGACCCUCUCAAUUGGAUGCUAGACGGCUUAGUCGACUUUCCGUACAGCCUAACCAAUGUUGGCGGUUUAGAGCCUCCGGGUGGCAUGCCUUGA